AGACACCAUAUAAUAAAGUUUCCAACUUUCUUUCUUGUUAUAAAGCAAAGAUGAUUGGCCAUUAGCGUCAGUAGCAACAAAAAUCAUUUAGUUUAGUGUAUGCAUCAAUCAUCAUCAUCGUUGAAACUUGAUUAUUGAUCCAAAUGAGUCCAACACAAGACCAAAUUGAUCAUCAACUUCACACUGAUGAUGAACAAGAAUCAGAAUCAGAAGAAGAACCAUCACCAAACACACAGAAAUGGAAAAAGCACUACUCAUCAAAGCACAAAAUACUCUUUGUUGGAGAGGGUGACUUCUCUUUCUCUCUCUGUUUAGCCAGAGCUUUUGGUUCUGCUCACAACCUCGUUGCAACUUCCCUUGAUUCUCAGGAGAAAAUUGAAAAGAAGUAUAGUAAUGGAGUUAGUAAUGCGAGGGAACUUGAAGAGAGGGGUUGUAUUGUUCUUUAUGAUGUUGAUGUUAAGGUUAUGAGUCAGCAUUUCUUUCUCAAGACUCAGAGGUUUGAUCGUGUUGUUUAUAAUUUUCCUCAUGUUGGAUUCAUUUACCCUGAGAAUAGCUACUGCCAGAUUCAGUUGAACAAAAAGUUAAUGAAGGGAUUUAUGGCAAAUGCAAAGGCACUAUUAAAGAAAGAGGGAGGAGAGAUACAUGUAACUCACAAAGAAGGCGACCCAUACAACAAAUGGGAUCUUGUAAGGAAAGCAGAAAAGAGAGGACUUUUGCUGCACCAAGCUGUUCCAUUUUGCAAAGAUGACUAUCCUGGUUAUGACAACAAGAGAGCUCACGGGAAGUUAUCAGACUUAUCUUUCCCUAUUGGGGAAGCUAAUACUUACAAGUUCAAGCUACAAACAUCUCUAAUAGGGAAAAGUGUUCCAGAAAAGAAAAGCAAAAACUAAAAAUUAUUUGUGUGAGUAUCAACUAUCAAGUCAACUUGAAAUUGAUAAUUUGGAUCUGCCUGUGAAUAUGGCUGUGUUUAUCAAGUUUCAAGCUAAAAAUACAGUCAUUGUUAGCUUUUAGACUGAUAUUACAGUCAAUGUCUGAUUCCAUCUUUAUCUCUAUCUCAUAGUAUAUUCCUUCUA
This is a messenger RNA of Vicia villosa (hairy vetch), 1073 nucleotides long. RefSeq lists its product as uncharacterized. Bases 144 to 890 code for a protein of 248 amino acids. The record is from RefSeq and is a predicted model, not a curated record. Lineage: Eukaryota; Viridiplantae; Streptophyta; Magnoliopsida; Fabales; Fabaceae. Gene Ontology annotation, biological process: rRNA base methylation. The transcript has 3 exons. Gene Ontology annotation, molecular function: rRNA (uridine-N3-)-methyltransferase activity. Gene Ontology annotation, cellular component: cytoplasm.